AUGAUUCGCCAACAAGACCUGUUCAUUGCGGCCCCAAUUUAUGCAAAUGGCAAGCUCAAGAUAUCAAGUGUCCUGAUUGCAAACCGUGGCGAGAUUGCUUGCAGGGUCAUUGCUACCUGUAAGAAGCUGGGUAUCGCGACAUUUGUAGUCUUUACCGAUGCAGAUUCCAAUGCACCAUUCGUUAAGCUUGCCGACAAGGCUCACUAUCUUGGUGACCCUGAGAGCCAACCUUAUCAGAAUGGCGAGCUCAUAAUCGAGAUAGCCAAGAGAUUUGGAGCUGAUGCCAUUCAUCCUGGGUACGGUUACUUAUCAGAGAAUGCGGACUUCGCAGCGGCCGUUGGCUCCGCUGGGCUCGUCUUUCUUGGGCCCUCACCCCAGACAAUCGCUGCUCUUGGAGACAAGCGCGAGGCCAAGGAGUUUCUGGCGGCAAGAUCAUCGGUCCCCUUGGUGCCAGGAUAUGGCGGGUUAGAUCAGGAUCCGGACCUUCUGGAGAAAGAAGCUGACCGGAUCGGAUAUCCCGUCAUGAUCAAGGCGUCUGCUGGUGGAGGCGGAAAGGGUAUGAGAAUCGUGCACUCGAAGGAAGAUUUUCGAGAAUCGCUACAGCGCUGCACUUCCGAGGCUGGACGUCUGUUCGGCUCAGCUCACUGUCUCAUCGAAAAGUACAUCGAAGCCGGGAAGCAUGUGGAGAUGCAGAUAUUCGGCGAUGGUGAAACUGCCGUCAGUUUCCUCGACCGUGAGUGCUCGGUGCAGCGCCGCAACCAGAAGAUCAUCGAGGAAAGCCCCUGUCCCUGGCUGAGUGCGGAGAUGAGGCAGGAUAUGUCAAACUCGGCCCUGGAGAUUGCGAGACUCUUGAAAUACGAGUCCGCUGGAACAGUCGAGUUCAUAGUGGAUAUCAAGAACGAGCGGUACUACUUCUUGGAAGUCAACACCAGAAUUCAAGUCGAGCACCCAAUCACAGAAGAGGUUGUCGGCAUCGAUCUCAUCGCCCUUCAAAUCUACGUCGCUGGUGGUGGCAAGCUUCAGGCUCCGCCACAGCUUCAGGACAUCAAACAGAUUGGACAUUCCAUCGAGGUCCGGCUGUGUGCUGAGGACCCCUUCCACGACUUUCGCCCAUGCACGGGCACGAUAUGUCAGUUGAAAACACCUCUCGAUAGCAAGAGCGAGGAUUGUGCUGGUCUUCGAUACGAACUCGGAGUUGAGCGUGGCUCAGCAAUCACGGUGCAUUUCGAUUCCAUGAUAUCCAAAAUCAUUGUAUGGGCACCUACCCGCGCCAUGGCUAUCGCCAAGAUGAUCCGCGCUCUGAAGAAUACUGUCUGCUUUGGGCUCACCACGAACCAAGUAUUUCUUCAGAGAAUCCUGGCUUCGCCGCAUUUCCACGACGUCAGCUAUACUACGGCUUUGAUCCCACAAAACAUGGGCGAGUUGACUGCUCCUUUGGACACGGCGUCCGUUGACAGCAGCACCGCCAUCGCUGCUCUUGAAAUC
Molecule: messenger RNA, 1485 nt
Organism: Fusarium vanettenii 77-13-4
Lineage: Eukaryota; Fungi; Ascomycota; Sordariomycetes; Hypocreales; Nectriaceae
Exons: 6
Cellular component (GO): mitochondrion
Molecular function (GO): methylcrotonoyl-CoA carboxylase activity; ATP binding; metal ion binding
Source: RefSeq, a predicted model, not a curated record